AGUUAGCUUACAAUUUACAACUUCAGAAUAAAAUUUUACCGAAAUAAGUUGUUGGAAUCUUGAAAUUAUCAUUGAACAGACUACGGAUCGAUAAUUUGAUAUUCUGCUACUCGCAUUGAAUUUUUUCAUUCUUAAUUUCACCCUUGUUUUAUGAAUACUUCUUCGGAGAGCGAUCCGCGCACCACUUGUGGAAUCGAGCAGCUUGUGAAUCCGUGAUUAUUAAGACGGAGUACAGUACUCGUAGUUCAUUUUAAGUGUUAUUCGGUUCUUUUGUAUCAGCUUUGAUUUAUUCCCAAAUGGCCGGGCCAGUCGCGGACCAGCAACGCCAGAUUGCGGCGCUGACUGAACUUCAGAACAUUAAACAGAAAUUUGAGAAUGAUAUGACACUGCUGACGGAUUCCAUCCAGAAAUUGCAAGCGGUCCAGCAACAUUUUCUAGCUUCACAGGAGACUACAAAGCAGCUGGAACAGAUAGGAAACGGGGAGGAACUGCUCGUCCCUUUAUGUGAUGGGCUCCUAGUACGAGGUAAAACGGUGGAUUGUGGAACUAACCUUGUAGAUAUUGGCGCUGGAUACUUUGUGGAAAUGAGUCAUGAAAAAUGUAGAGAACACUUUAAGCGGCGUAUUGAGUUCAUCAAUGUGCAGUUGACUAACCUCCAGAAACUCGGACAAGAAAAGCUUAUGAAUCGUCAACAUGUCAUGGAAGCAAUGCAGAAGCAGAUGGCCCAGAUGCGGUUAAAUAUGCCCAAACCAACGGCACCAUCAAGAUAACUGUUACUCCUACUACAUCACUGAUCUGCUAUGGGAUGACAGAAUUUAGUUGAUUAUAAUUUGUUUCCUGCUUUCAGUUUUUGUUUGUUUGUUUUUCUUAGUAAGGUUUUUAGUUUCUGGUACGAAAACAUGAAUUAUUGCAAGGUAACGGGAAAAUUCGUAAUUACGUCAUGUACUUCGGUGUCGUACCACUGGUACCGUGGUACGUACUGGAAUUAAACCGGAAAACAUCUUGGCAA
This is a messenger RNA of Paramacrobiotus metropolitanus, 1009 nucleotides long. RefSeq names its product prefoldin subunit 5-like. Gene Ontology annotation, cellular component: prefoldin complex; cytoplasm. Bases 297 to 770 code for a protein of 157 amino acids. The transcript has 5 exons. NCBI's taxonomy places the organism in Eukaryota, Metazoa, Tardigrada, Eutardigrada, Parachela, Macrobiotidae. Gene Ontology annotation, biological process: protein folding; regulation of DNA-templated transcription. The record is from RefSeq and is a predicted model, not a curated record.